AUGAAUACUGUACAAGAGGAAGAAAAUCAAAUUCAAGUUCGUUUUGUUACGCAACAAAAAGAGUAUGCUGUUACGGAUUCUGCUAUACUUGUUCCGACAAAGUUACGUCGUUAUGGUCUAUCCGAAAUAAUAAAUCACCUUCUAGGCUUUGAGAGGCCAGUUCCUUUCGAUUUUAUGAUAGAUAAUCAGUUUUUGAGAAUAAGCUUGGAAGAGUAUUUACAAACAAAAGAAUUAUCAACGGAAAAUAUUCUAACCAUUGAAUAUGUUGAGUCAAUGCUUCCUCCCACCUCAUUAUCAACUUUUCAACAUGAUGAUUGGAUAAGUGCAGUUAAUGGUCACAAUAAAAGUCUUUUCUUGACUGGCUCGUAUGAUAAUCAUGUUCGUAUAUUCAACACUUCUGGUGAAUGCUUGCAGACAUUGCUUGGACAUACAGCUCCAAUUAAAAGUGUAGCAUGGGUUUCUGUCACAGAUGAACAUGCUAUUUGUUUAUCUGCGUCACAGGAUCGUUCUAUUCGAGCUUGGCAGGUCUCGCUUACAGAUGGACAAUAUACCCCAUUGUAUGAUUGUAAAGGGCAUAAAGAAAGCGUAGAGUGUAUUUCCGUUAAUUCUUCUUGCACUGAGUUUGCAAGCGCGUCUUUGGAUUCUUCGAUUUUAUUAUGGACUACCACUCAACCGGAAGCAAAUGAAGAAAUUGAAAGAAAAAUGAAAAGAAGAAAAUUGAACAAAGAUAUUUUCGCCAAGGCACGACAUAAUAAAUCUAGAUUACGGAUAACUUCAUUAAACACAAUAUUUUUUCAGGCUCCAAUUGCGACAAUGCAAGGUCAUGUAGGUCCAAUAUCCUCUGUAGUGUUCGACAAAAAUGACUCAAAUAAAAUAUAUAGUGGAGGUUGGGAUCAUUCGAUACGAGUUUGGGACGUUGAAACGAGAACCAACAUUGAUACUAAGAUUUGUGACAAAACUGUUCUUGGCAUUGCCUGUUCAGACAAUUUAAUUGCAUCCGGACACUCUGACAAAAUAGUCCGAAUAUGGGAUCCACGAACAGAAGAAACUGCAAUGGUCAAAUUGACGCUUUCUUCGCACAAAAAUUGGGUAUCAUGUGUAUCCUGGUCACCGAAAUCACAGUUUAUGCUCGCCAGUGGGUCUUAUGAUGGUUCAGUGAAAAUCUGGGAUAUUCGUAGCAGGACACCUUUAUAUACAAUACAACAAAAUUCAAAUUCACAAGAAAACAAUUCUUCGGUGAAAAAAUUAUUUUGUAUCGAUUGGGAUCUUGAUAUGAUCUUAAGUGGCGGAGAGGAUAAUCAAUUGCACCUUUAUGGAACCAAAAAACUAGAUAUACACAAUCAAUAA
Dentiscutata erythropus is the source of this 1347-nucleotide messenger RNA. Lineage: Eukaryota; Fungi; Glomeromycota; Glomeromycetes; Diversisporales; Gigasporaceae. The record is from the annotation of a GenBank genome assembly.